CAUAUCAUUCACGCAAUGCGCAUUGCGCACCCCACACGCUCUCUCAUAUCCUUGGCUCUCCAUCGUCAUUACAAUCCUCAAACUCCUCUCUCUCUUCUUCAUCAACGCCGUACUCUCUCUCCCUCGCUCUCACGUUUUCGUCAACUAACCCCAAAUCUCUCCUCUUUCACUACUACUCUCUCCAUGGCAGACAACACGGACACUGCUUCCGGUAUCUCUGACGCCGACGAGAUCGACGUCAAGUACGGGUUCAAGAGGCCGGAGAUGUACUCCAGCGAUCUCGCUGGGACUGUUGCUAUGUAUGAUCGUCACGUGUUCCUUUGUUACAAGGGCCCGAAAGACUGGCCCAAACGUGUUGAGGCUUCCGACGCUGAUCCUCUGCCCAAGUUAUUUGCCUCUGCUUUGAAAGCCCGUAAAGACGAUAUUACUGUCAAGACAAAUCUGACUAUAUUCGGUGGAGGCGACGCGGGGGAGUUCGGCGAUGGAGACGUGUUGAUUUUUCCGGACAUGAAGAUAUAUAGGGGCUUGAAAGAUUCUGAUGCUGAUGGUUUUGUUGAUGAUGUGCUUGUGAAUGGAAAGCCAUGGGCUGAUGGUUUGGAGGGGAAUUUCAUUAGUUCCCACAUAUUUGUUUGUGCUCAUGAGAAGCGAGAUACGAGGUGUGGUGUUUGUGGACCAGCUCUAAUUGAAAAACUUAAACAGGAGAUUGUGGCACGUGGACUGAAGGAUAAGUUGUUUGUCAGCCCAUGCUCUCACAUUGGGGGACACAAGUAUGCUGGAAACUUGAUUAUCUUUGGCCCAAACCCUGAGGGAAAAGUUACAGGGCAUUGGUAUGGCUAUGUCACUCCUGAGGACGUGCCUGAAUUGCUGGAUGAGCAUGUUGCUAAGGGAGUUGUCAUAAAGCGUCUUUGGAGGGGACAAAUGGGGGCAUCCAGUGAAGAAGGUGAAAAAGUGGCUGAACAGAAGCUUCCAAAUGCAACAGAUGACAAGAAAAGUGAGAAGCAUGAAGAAAUAAUCAACCAGGGCAACAGUGAAAACAUGUCUGGCUGUUGUCAAGGUGCAAAUGGCUUCUCAUGUUGCAGAGAUGGAGAUUUGGAAGUGAGUGAAGAGAAAAAACUGAAAGAAGCCAUCAAAGUGGAUGGACCGAAGGGGAUGGCUAAACUCUCAAGCUGGAUUGGAUCCUGGGAGCAGCAUGAUGUCCUUGCAGCAGUUUCUGUUGUUGGAGCUGUAGCAACUGUUGCAGUGGCAUAUAGCCUGUAUAGAAGGUCAGGCUGAAAUAUGCCCUCAAAUCGAGGCAUUCCUGUUUUUUGCAGCUUUAUGCAUGCCUUCGUUUUUUGUAGGCAGUUACUAUAGCAUGGAAGAAAAUAAUCCUCUAAACAGCUUAUUUCUUCAGGAGGAUAAUACGUAUAUGUUUUUAGGAUGGGGAGGAUUACCAAGUAAGCAGGAUUGACAGUAUUAAGCCCAUUUCCCCCCGUUGGUUUUUGUGGAAGAAUUUAGUGAGGUUUCAAUAUUUCCAUAUUUUCUUGGUGAA
Molecule: messenger RNA, 1528 nt
Organism: Tripterygium wilfordii
Lineage: Eukaryota; Viridiplantae; Streptophyta; Magnoliopsida; Celastrales; Celastraceae
Product: altered inheritance of mitochondria protein 32-like
Exons: 5
Coding region: 16-1272 (418 amino acids)
Source: RefSeq, a predicted model, not a curated record